AUGACUGCGUGCAAAGGGGAGAUUGGUGCAGUAGCGGCCAGGCGAAGAGAUCUCUUUGUAGAUCCGGCAACUGUGCGGGCAGUGACAAAAAAGACUAGAUCGGCAAGGCGGGAUGGACACGGUGAGGCGCCACCAUCCGGCGAUGGGCGGCGGCUGCGGGGGCCCGACGUCGUUGCGGUGCUCCAGCUCGCCGGCGCAGGAGUUCGCGGGGCUGGCGUCCGUGUUCCGGCGGCGGCUGGUGGUGGGGACGACUAUGGUGGCGGCCGACUUUGGGGCGUCAUCAGGCUGUCCCCAGAGCUCGGGCGCUCGCUGAGGCUCGACGGGUCUGCAAACCAUUCUUCUCGGCAGAAUUCGAAACGGCAUGCCGAUCGGCAGUCUCGUCGUGUUGAUAUCGAUAGGGAGGUAGAGGAUGAUGAGGUUGGUGACCAAUUCUGCAUUGUGAAACGAUGGAAAUGGAAGGCGGCCGCGCUGGUGGGAGUUGUGUAUGGAGAUGGCACAUCGUUUGCAACAUUGCAUAAGAACCAGCUAGGUACUGGCAUCCCGAACUUUUAUAGUUGCACAAAAAUUAAUUAA
Molecule: messenger RNA, 573 nt
Organism: Triticum turgidum subsp. durum (durum wheat)
Lineage: Eukaryota; Viridiplantae; Streptophyta; Magnoliopsida; Poales; Poaceae
Source: the annotation of a GenBank genome assembly